CAAAAAUCAAUCAAUCAUUCUCUCUUCCUUUCUCUCUCUCUUGAAAAUUUGGACAGGAAUAGAGAGAGAGAAAGAAGAAGAAGAAAGAUUCUAUCUUAAUUAUCUUUAGAUACAAACUUACCUAUAUCUAUAUAUUUAUAUUAGAUUUAUUUACUAAAAACAAAAAAAUAAAAAAGAAAGAUGGAGCACCAAAAUUCAGUAGUUGAAGUUAAUUCAAUGGCUGUGGAUCCUUUCUUGGUUGAAGCUCUUCAGAAUCCACGCCAUCGUCUCACUAUUCUCCGAAUGGAACUUGACAUUCAAAAGUUCAUCCAGAACUCUGAACAGCAACAAUUUGAGUUUCAGCAUUUCCCGACUUCAUAUCUUCGUCUUGCAGCCCACCGUGUGGCGCAGCACUACGGUCUGCAAACCAUGGUUCUUGAGAACUUCUCUGAUGGACAAGGGACUCGAAUUUUGGUCAAAAAGUUGGCUGAAGCUAAGCUACCUGCAAUCUGUCUAUCAGAUGUACCAACUAAACUUUCAGAAAACGAGAAACACGAGCAUGUCAAGGUUGUAUUAAAACCUAGACCAAAGUUAUCAUCUGAUGGAGAAAAUGUGGGAAUGAAAUCUAAUUCAAUAAAAACAGUUGAGGAAAGGAAAGAGGAUUAUGAUAGGGCACGUGCUCGUAUUUUUAGCUCUCCCGGCAGUCCCCAAUCAGAAAAUACACCAUUAAGGACCAAUUCAGAUGGAAAAAGUUUGUGCUUCAGUGGAGAUGAAAAUGAAGGUUAUAGAAACUCAGCUAUCGAAUUGGAAAGAAGCUUGAGUAGGGAUGCAAAUGGAAAUACUUCUCGUGUAGCCAUUAUUAGGGACAGGGAGAAGGAUCUGACUGACCCAGAUUAUGAUCGGAGCUAUGAUAGGUAUGUGAGGAAUCUUCCGGUUGGUCAAGGUUUUAACUUAUUGCCUCUGACUUUGCCAAAGUUCCAACCUCAGUGUGUCCAGUAUGAUGCCGUAAUACCACACUUGGCUCAGACGCCAAAUGCCCAAGCACCACUUGGCUUUAGGAGUCCACCUAUGAAUCCGUAUGCUGUAAUGGGUUUGAACCACGUAUCAAGGGAUGCUGUCUAUAUGCAAUGGCCAUCUCAUUCCAUGAUGUAUGCACAUUCAUAUGAUCAGUUUAGGCAUGCUGUUUUUCAGGCACCAUUCUGUCAGCAGCAACCCCUGAGUUUCGAUUACUCACAAAACCAUUAGGCUCGGAUUGGAGCUAAAAGAUCAACCACAUUGAAUUGCAUCUACAUCGAUUUUGUUAUGUAUUAGGAAAUUACCUUUGUAUCACUUUUGGUUAUUCGUCUAAAACUUUUGUUCUAUUCAACUAUUAAUUUAUGCACUAUUAUCUAGUCUUCCAA
Messenger RNA from Erigeron canadensis, 1379 nucleotides. RefSeq lists its product as uncharacterized. Gene Ontology annotation, molecular function: nucleic acid binding. The coding region runs from base 181 to 1224 and encodes 347 amino acids. NCBI's taxonomy places the organism in Eukaryota, Viridiplantae, Streptophyta, Magnoliopsida, Asterales, Asteraceae. The record is from RefSeq and is a predicted model, not a curated record. The transcript is spliced from 4 exons.